CAUGGCCGCCGCCAUGCUCGCGCGGGCCUGCCGCCCCGUCGGCCGAGCCCUGUGUGCCCGAGGCCAGCGGCAGCUCCACACCAUCUACCAGUCGGUGGAACUGCCCGAGACGCACCAGAUGCUGCGCCAGACGUGCCGGGACUUCGCCGAGAAGGAGCUGAUGCCCAUCGCGGCCCAGGCGGACAAGGAGCACCGCUUCCCAGCAGCUCAGGUGAAGAAGAUGGGCGAGCUGGGCCUCCUGGCCAUGGACGUGCCGGCGGAGCUGGGCGGGGCAGGCCUGGACUACUUGGCCUACGCCAUCGCCAUGGAGGAGAUCAGCCGCGGCUGCGCCUCCUCGGGCGUCAUCAUGAGCGUCAACAACUCCCUGUACCUGGGUCCCAUCAUGAAGUUCGGCUCCCCGGAGCAGAAGACCCAGUGGGUCACGCCCUUCACCAACGGCGACAAAAUCGGCUGCUUUGCCCUCAGUGAACCAGGAAACGGCAGCGACGCCGGCGCCGCCUCCACCACGGCCCGCGCCGAGGGCGACUCGUGGGUCCUGAACGGCACCAAGGCCUGGAUCACCAACUCCUGGGAUGCCUCUGCCACCGUGGUCUUUGCCAGCACAGACAAGUCCCUCAUGAACAAGGGCAUCAGCGCCUUCCUGGUGCCCAUGCCCACCCCGGGGCUCACGCUGGGCAAGAAGGAGGACAAGCUGGGCAUCCGGGCCUCGUCCACCGCCAACCUCAUCUUCGAGGACUGCCGCAUCCCCAAGGAGAACCUGCUGGGGGAGCCGGGCCUGGGCUUCAAGAUCGCCAUGCAAACCCUGGACAUGGGCCGCAUAGGCAUCGCCUCCCAGGCGCUGGGCAUCGCCCAGGCCUCCCUGGACUGCGCGGUCAGCUACGCCGAGACCCGCAUGGCCUUCGGGGCGCCCCUCACCAAGCUGCAGAACAUCCAGUUCAAGCUGGCGGACAUGGCCCUGGCGCUGGAGAGCGCCCGGCUGCUGACCUGGCGCGCCGCCAUGCUCAAGGACAACAAGAAGCCUUUCUCCAAGGAGGCGGCAAUGGCCAAGCUGGCAGCGUCCGAGGCCGCGACCGCUAUCAGCCACCAGGCCAUCCAGAUCCUGGGGGGCAUGGGCUACGUGACCGAGAUGCCAGCCGAGCGGCACUACCGGGAUGCCCGCAUCACGGAGAUCUACGAGGGCACCAGCGAGAUCCAGCGGCUGGUGAUUGCUGGGCACGUGCUCAAGAGCUACCGCAGCUGAGCGGGGAGGUUCUGCCCAGCCGGCGGCCAGGUCCCCGGGGUCAAGGCCCCAGGCAGCGGGGCGGGGGUGGGUCGGGACCCG
Molecule: messenger RNA, 1321 nt
Organism: Suncus etruscus (white-toothed pygmy shrew)
Lineage: Eukaryota; Metazoa; Chordata; Mammalia; Eulipotyphla; Soricidae
Gene: ACADS
Product: acyl-CoA dehydrogenase short chain
Exons: 10
Coding region: 2-1240 (412 amino acids)
Biological process (GO): butyrate catabolic process; fatty acid beta-oxidation using acyl-CoA dehydrogenase
Cellular component (GO): mitochondrion
Molecular function (GO): flavin adenine dinucleotide binding
Source: RefSeq, a predicted model, not a curated record